Molecule: messenger RNA, 2321 nt
Organism: Myxocyprinus asiaticus (Chinese sucker)
Lineage: Eukaryota; Metazoa; Chordata; Actinopteri; Cypriniformes; Catostomidae
Gene: lpar5a
Product: lysophosphatidic acid receptor 5a
Exons: 1
Coding region: 84-1064 (326 amino acids)
Biological process (GO): G protein-coupled receptor signaling pathway; behavioral response to pain
Cellular component (GO): membrane
Molecular function (GO): G protein-coupled receptor activity
Source: RefSeq, a predicted model, not a curated record
AAGUGCUACACAGGAAAAAAGUUACAGAACCAUUGCACAUUUCUGCACUUCACUUCUCUUAAAGCCGCCUAUCUCUUUAUAAAAUGAUGAACAACAAUGCAACAGAAAACUGCAGUACAUCUCAUUUUAGAUACCCGCUUUUCACUUCCACCUACAGCGUGGUACUGCUAUUCGGUUUACCUCUGAAUUCUAUAUCUCUGUGGAUACUGAUAUGUCGGAACGGCUUGAGGAAAUCUGUUCCGGUGAUCUACAUGGCCAACCUGGCCUUAUCGGACCUGCUUUUUACACUUUCCCUUCCCUUUCGGAUUAUUUACUUUGCCACUGGUCGGUGGACGCUGGGAAACACGCUAUGCAUGAUUCCAGGGACACUCUUUGCCGUCAACCUCUACUCUAGCUCCUUGUUCAUCACUCUGAUCAGUGUUGACAGGAUGCUGGCCGUGGUUUACCCGAUUCGAUCUCGGCCGUUGAGGACAGCACCAGUGGCCUGGGCGUUGUGCGCGACCGUGUGGCUGCUUAUUGCUGGAUUGGCAGUGCCAACGGCCAUGAACCACCCUCAAAAUAUGGAUAAAGGCUGUCACGUAAUACGUUGUUUUGAGAAAUACUCAGACAAUGCAUGGAAGAAUGGUUUCUACAUCCUCUGCUGUGUCACUUUAUUUGGAAUUGUAGUCCCGUUUGCCAUCAUCCUGGUAUGCACUGUGGCAGUCGUGCGACAGUUGAAAGGAUACAGCAUGGCAUAUUCAUCGUGCAACACUGAGCUGAGCAAAAACAAGAUUGUGAAGCUGUUUCUGUCCAAUCUGCUCAUAUAUGCUAUUUGUUUUAUACCCUUUCACAUCGCCUUUAUCCUCUAUGGCCUGAACAAGCUUAACAUUUUACAAGGAGAAAAUGUACGUAGCCUUUACUUUGACUUGCAAACUGUUACGAUGUGUAUGGCCAGCACAAACAGCUGCCUGGACCCCUUGAUCUACUAUUUUAGCUCAAAGAAACUUAGUAGGGGUAGAUGUGACUCUUCGUCAAAAAGUGUCGCUCUUGGCCUGAUCCAGAGCACAAGUUGGACUGGCCAGUAAUUGAAAGAUAAAAACCCAGAAGGACCAACAGAACAUCAAGUGCUUUUUCUGUUGAUAUUAAUACAUUCUUUGUGUGAGAGGAAAUGGUUAUGCAAAACACUAAGGUAUCAGUUUAGAUCUGAUUUGUGAAAACUUCACCCCUCACCGCUCAUGUAUAUGGCAUGAAAAAUGCUAUAAUCUCUGCAGUUCUGAUUAGCUCUGUAGUCCUCUUUAAACCUUACUUCCUAACACACAUGAGUCUCUUUUAUUGCAAAACAGUACUGUUUCCUACUAAACUCUCUUUGUUUGAAAUGUUUUUUAUUAUUAGCAAAGCAACUUGCAUCUAUUAUUGCUUAUUCAGCAUUAGAAUUAACACUUCAAUGCACCUGUUUUAUUAAACUUUUUUAUCUUUGAGGUGUAAACUUUGAGUUUUGAGUUUCAGGGUGGUUACUGAAACAUGGUCAUGUUACAUUCACACAUAAUUGCAUGGACAUUUUGCAAUCAGAUUGCAUAGUAGCUUUUGCAACACAUUAAUUUCCUGUAGCUGAACUGGCAGAGUGUGGCACUUGUACACUGUAAAGAAGAUCCUGUUUUUUUUACAACAACAAAAUAAAUAAAUAAUAAUACAAAAAUAAUAAUUCUGUUCAAUUUACAGUAAAAAAACAAAAACAAAAACAAAAAUGUCAUAAACUUGAUAUUAACCUUCUGAAACUGUAAAAAUCUGCUUUUUACUCUAUAAGGUAUUGUUAAUCACCAUAAAAAUUACAGAAUGGCACAUGAUGACAUGAAGUUCACCAAUAGUGUCUCUUCCAGGAGCAAUGACCAAUAAACAGAGACUCAGUGCUCAGUGUCACUCACACAAACACAAAACACCAUCAGGGUAACACAUGCGAAAUUAAAAUAAUGCAGUAAACAUUAACUAAACUACAUUAAAUAUAAAACAGAACACCCCAAUGUACAUAACUGAUAUUAAAAAUAAGAAGAAACAUAACUAUUCCCAUAAAAUAUAAUGAAAUAUAAUGGGUCAUGCAGGGAACUGUGGGAAUGCCCGAUUAUUGUUUUUACUGUAAUUUUAACAAUAAUUUACUGUAUAAAGUACAUGUACUCUCUUGUUGAACAUAAUGUACAUUUUUACCAUUAAUUAUACAGGAAAAUCAUACAUUUUACAUCUAAAAAAUAUAAGUUUUACAAAGACUACUGUAUUGUCUUUUUUUUUUUAAUUACUGUAUAUUUUACAGUUAAUACUCAUUAAUCAAUAAAUAAAAUCUGUAGCAUUUU